Messenger RNA from Magnolia sinica, 3131 nucleotides. RefSeq lists its product as uncharacterized. Gene Ontology annotation, cellular component: nucleus; cytoplasm. Gene Ontology annotation, molecular function: ubiquitin protein ligase binding; protein tag activity. The record is from RefSeq and is a predicted model, not a curated record. NCBI's taxonomy places the organism in Eukaryota, Viridiplantae, Streptophyta, Magnoliopsida, Magnoliales, Magnoliaceae. The transcript is spliced from 3 exons. Gene Ontology annotation, biological process: modification-dependent protein catabolic process; protein ubiquitination. Bases 151 to 2895 code for a protein of 914 amino acids.
CAAUGGAGCGUACGAAACGUGUCCUUAUUUUAUUGGAUAGAAGGUUCCAGAGCGACUCCGACUUCUAUAUAAAGCAACCAGUUUUCGCAGAGGUCUUCAUUCUCUCUAUUCCAGCGAACGCGAAGAAGAAAUCGUAGAAAGCUCUUAAAAAUGCAGAUCUUUGUAAAGACACUCACUGGAAAGACCAUCACUCUCGAGGUUGAGAGUUCUGACACAAUUGACAAUGUCAAAGCCAAGAUUCAAGACAAGGAAGGCAUCCCUCCUGACCAGCAGAGACUUAUCUUUGCUGGAAAGCAACUCGAAGAUGGGCGUACAUUGGCUGACUACAAUAUCCAAAAGGAAUCAACCCUUCACCUUGUCUUGCGUCUCAGAGGAGGCAUGCAGAUCUUCGUGAAGACACUCACUGGAAAGACCAUCACUCUCGAGGUUGAGAGCUCCGAUACAAUUGAUAAUGUCAAGGCCAAAAUCCAAGACAAGGAAGGCAUCCCUCCAGAUCAGCAGCGCCUCAUCUUCGCAGGAAAACAGCUUGAGGAUGGGCGUACAUUGGCUGACUACAACAUUCAAAAAGAGUCCACCCUUCACCUUGUGCUCCGCUUGAGAGGGGGCAUGCAGAUCUUUGUCAAAACACUAACAGGCAAGACAAUCACCCUUGAAGUUGAGAGCUCUGACACCAUUGACAAUGUGAAAGCUAAGAUUCAGGACAAGGAAGGUAUUCCACCCGAUCAGCAGCGAUUGAUUUUUGCUGGGAAACAGCUUGAGGAUGGCCGUACUCUUGCGGAUUACAACAUCCAGAAGGAAUCAACCCUACAUCUGGUGCUCCGUUUGAGGGGUGGCAUGCAGAUCUUUGUCAAGACCCUUACAGGAAAGACCAUCACUUUGGAAGUUGAGAGCUCUGACACCAUUGAUAAUGUGAAAGCCAAGAUUCAGGACAAGGAAGGUAUCCCACCCGAUCAGCAGCGUUUGAUCUUCGCUGGGAAACAGCUUGAGGAUGGCCGUACUCUUGCUGAUUACAACAUACAGAAGGAGUCAACCCUUCAUCUUGUCCUCCGCCUCAGGGGUGGCAUGCAGAUCUUCGUCAAGACAUUAACAGGCAAGACCAUCACAUUAGAAGUGGAGAGCUCAGACACAAUAGAUAAUGUUAAGGCAAAGAUCCAAGACAAGGAGGGGAUUCCCCCAGACCAGCAGAGGUUGAUCUUUGCAGGGAAGCAGUUGGAAGAUGGGAGGACACUUGCAGAUUACAAUAUCCAAAAGGAGUCUACUCUUCAUCUGGUUCUGCGACUGCGUGGUGGAAUGCAGAUAUUUGUCAAGACACUGACGGGGAAGACCAUCACCCUGGAGGUUGAGAGCUCAGAUACCAUUGACAAUGUGAAGGCCAAGAUCCAGGACAAGGAGGGGAUUCCCCCGGAUCAGCAGAGGCUGAUUUUUGCCGGAAAGCAGUUGGAGGAUGGUCGCACGCUUGCUGAUUAUAACAUUCAGAAGGAAUCGACACUCCAUCUGGUGCUCCGUCUCCGUGGUGGCAUGCAGAUUUUUGUGAAGACUCUCACUGGGAAGACCAUUACUCUGGAGGUGGAGAGUUCUGAUACGAUUGACAAUGUUAAGGCAAAAAUCCAGGACAAGGAGGGGAUCCCACCAGACCAGCAGCGCCUCAUCUUCGCAGGUAAGCAGCUUGAGGAUGGGCGGACACUGGCAGAUUACAACAUACAGAAGGAAUCCACCCUUCACCUUGUCCUCCGCCUCCGCGGUGGUUUCAUGCAAAUCUUUGUAAAGACACUCACUGGGAAGACCAUCACUCUCGAGGUCGAGAGUUCUGACACUAUUGACAAUGUCAAAGCCAAGAUCCAAGAUAAGGAAGGCAUCCCUCCUGACCAGCAGAGGCUCAUCUUUGCUGGAAAGCAACUUGAAGAUGGGCGCACAUUGGCUGACUACAACAUUCAAAAAGAGUCGACCCUCCACCUCGUGCUCCGCCUGAGAGGAGGUAUGCAGAUAUUUGUAAAGACACUCACCGGAAAGACCAUCACCCUCGAGGUGGAGAGCUCCGACACAAUUGAUAAUGUAAAGGCCAAAAUCCAAGACAAGGAAGGUAUCCCUCCAGACCAGCAGCGCCUGAUCUUUGCAGGGAAACAGCUAGAGGAUGGUCGUACACUUGCUGAUUACAACAUACAGAAGGAAUCAACCCUUCAUCUUGUCCUCCGCCUCAGGGGUGGUAUGCAGAUCUUCGUCAAGACACUAACAGGCAAGACCAUCACUCUAGAGGUGGAGAGCUCUGACACUAUAGACAAUGUGAAGGCGAAGAUACAGGAUAAGGAAGGGAUUCCUCCGGAUCAGCAGAGGUUGAUCUUUGCAGGGAAGCAGUUGGAAGAUGGGAGGACCCUUGCAGAUUACAAUAUCCAAAAGGAGUCUACUCUUCAUCUGGUUUUGCGUCUGCGCGGUGGAAUGCAAAUAUUCGUCAAGACACUGACAGGGAAGACCAUCACCUUGGAGGUCGAGAGCUCAGAUACCAUUGACAAUGUGAAGGCGAAGAUCCAGGACAAGGAGGGGAUUCCUCCAGAUCAGCAGAGGCUGAUUUUUGCCGGAAAGCAGUUGGAGGAUGGGCGCACCCUUGCUGAUUAUAACAUACAGAAGGAAUCGACGCUCCAUCUGGUGCUGCGUCUACGUGGCGGUAUGCAGAUUUUCGUGAAGACUCUCACUGGGAAGACCAUAACUCUGGAGGUGGAGAGUUCUGAUACGAUUGACAACGUGAAGGCAAAAAUCCAGGACAAGGAGGGGAUCCCACCAGACCAGCAGCGCCUCAUCUUCGCUGGUAAACAGCUUGAGGAUGGACGCACACUGGCAGAUUACAACAUACAGAAGGAAUCCACCCUUCACCUUGUCCUUCGCCUCCGUGGUGGUUUCUAAGUCUGCGCUGGGUUAUAGAUGAAAUGGCUUUCUGGUGGUCUGGUUAGAAUAAAAAAACUAUAUGAUUAGGUUAGGUUUUGAAUGGUUUGUUUGGGCAAAUAUAUGCUCUAUGUGAUGUUUUUAGGUUUUUAGCAUAAUUUUCUUGUUAAGACUGAAGAAUGGCCCUAAUGUGGCUGUUGCUAGUUUGCUUCUGUUUUUCUUUAGUUGUUAAUAAAUCUUUUUCUUCAAUAGUUUUA